Entamoeba invadens IP1 is the source of this 2073-nucleotide messenger RNA. RefSeq lists its product as hypothetical. The record is from RefSeq and is a predicted model, not a curated record. Lineage: Eukaryota; Evosea; Mastigamoebida; Endamoebidae. Bases 1 to 2073 code for a protein of 690 amino acids. The transcript has a single exon.
AUGGGAAUAACAAAAACUGUUGUUAUCAAAGAAAGUAAUGGAGAUGUUAAGUGCUACACAUUUAAAGUCACACAAACAAUGAAUGACGGUGAAAUGUUUUCAGUUGAUAAUAAACUGUUUAUAUUAAAGGUCGUCCAUAAACGAUUUAGAAGAGAAGGUGACGACGUUGUGUGUUAUUUGAAUGAUAGUGAGAUAGAUAAGUUAUUCAAAAACAUAGUAAACACUCCAACCUUUGUAGCAAUCAGUUUCCAGUCGGAUGAAGUUGAAGGUAAAGAGAAAAGAGUGACUGGCGCGGGGUUCAAAAGACCAAAUGGAGGGUUUGGCGAUUUUGUAAUUCGAAAAAUCAAAGACAGAAUACCAGAAAAUUGGCCAUCCGCUUUAAAAAGUCGAAUAAUAAAAGAAAGAAGUUUAAUGAAUAAUGCGGAGAGUUUACUAAAGGACUUGGCAAGUAAAAUUCAGUCAACACAAAAUUCAAUUGAUGGGGCAACAACUGUUCAAAACACAAAACAACAAGAAGUUGACGAUUUGGAUGAAAAAAAGAAGAAACUUGAAGAAGUUGUUGAAAAGGAAAAAAUUGAGAUACAAAGAAAAAAAGAGGAGUACGAGCGCAAGAUUCGAGAAGAAGGUGGACAAGUCGAAAAAAUACUGAAAGAGGCACAGGAGGAGGGGAGACUUGCACUGUACAAAUUAUCACAAAACAAGAUGGUGAGUUAUAAAGAAAACAGUACCAACACAAAUGGACUUUAUCAUUUCGAGUUUGAAAACAAAGAAUUUUGUGUUAAAGAGUGUAAAGAUGAUAAAGUGAAUGUUCUUGAUAUCAACACGGUUGGAAGAGGCAAAAAUAAAAUGAAGCAAAUGAACGUCAAAUCAAUUGGAACGAUUAAAAAGGAUAAAAAUCACGACUUUAGUAAUACAUAUGAAGUGUUAGAUACUCUUGCUAAAGAACAAAGUGUGAAUGUGUUUGAUGUUGAUAUACCAAAAGACUAUAACAAACGCGUGUUUCCAGUUGUUGUAUGUCACUUGAGCCAAAUUGGAAAUGAUGUAAACCUCCCAUUGGUGUUUCCAGUAGAAGUACCAAGAUGUGACAAUGUGACUGAAUACAUCUAUGGGAAUGGAUACAACAAGAAAAGUAAAUGUCAAAAUGGGAUAAUAGUGUUACAUGUACAUCAAGGAGGUGUUGUGGAGUACAACACACUUAAAGUCAAAAGUGAAGAAAUUACAUUCCAAAAUGAUGGAAAUGAUAAAGAAGAAACAGAGAAAGAAGAAGUCAGUGAUACAGGUUUAAAUGAAAAAAUAGAAAAAGUUGAGAAAAUCGAACAAGUAGAUACUCUUUCAAAAGAACAGUCACAUGUCAUUACUAACACUGUGAACACAAUAUUAAUAACUGGAAAAGAAAAACCAAAUGAAGUUAAAGAAGAACCGGAAAUUCAAGACAUACUCGAAGAAAAAGAUAAAACAUGUGAUAAUGAUGAAGAAAAGAAAACGACGCCACCAAAAAAUAAUAAUGAAAGUUUUAAAAAAGUUGAAAAAAUAGAGAAGGGUGAAGACAAACAAGAAAAAACUAACGAUAUAUCAGAUAUCAUAAAUUGCGAAACAAUGAGUUUUGACGACAUGAUUUGUGACCAAUGGGAAGACUUAAAAUAUUCCAAGAAAAACAAGAAACUUGAGUUUAUUCCAUGUAAAGAAUGUCCUUAUAAAAAAUCUAUUGGGAGUGUUUAUAUAUUUGAAAAAGACAAUGCACGGUACCAAGUGUCUUUCAACAAAGAUAUAGGGAAAUUUUCGGUUCAAGAAAAAGAUGGUGUUGAUAGUUACAUUUACAAUGUCGAAAAAAAUGAAGAAAAGAAAAGUUUUGUAACUGAUACGUCAUUUAAUUUAACAAAAAUACUUGAAAAAAACAAGAAGUCACCAUCUCAAAAAGUGUUUGGUGUUGUUGCUGGAAUAUAUCAAUGGAAAAACUCGAAAUACGAAGAAAAGACAAUGGACAUUAUUAUUCCACUAAACAAGGAUUGCAUUGGCAAGAACUUCAUUUUUAAAGUCUCUGAGAAAUUGGUUUACAAAUUUUCUAUUAAUUAA